CUCGUCUGUCGUAAAAUCCAGGAAGUGACUUGGUGGUUGUGUUUUUCACCCGUCGUUUUGUUGUGAUUAAAGUCAGCGCUUUUACGGGCCGAAAUGGCGACGUUUAUUUCAGUGCCGUUAAAAAAGACUUCUGAAGUGGACAUGGUGAAACCGCUGUCGAAAUUUAUAACGGCCUCGUACCCGUCGCCCGAGGAGCAGUCGGAGUACCUCCGCGCCGUGGAGGAGCUGAAUAAGCUCCGCAAGAACGCGGUGGGGAGGCCGCUGGACAAACACGAGAGCUCCCUGGAGAUCUUACUCAGAUAUUAUGACCAGUUGUGUGCUGUGGAACCCAAGUUUCCCUUCUCUGAGAACCAGCUUUGCUUAACCUUCACAUGGAAAGAUGCCUUUGAUAAAGGAUCGCUGUUUGGUGGCUCUGUCAAGCUUGCUUUGGCCAGUUUGGGCUACGAGAAGACGUGUGUAUUGUUCAAUGCAGCAGCGCUGGCCAGCCAAGUGGCUGCAGAGCAGAACCUGGACAACGAUGAAGGACUGAAGGCUGCAGCCAAAUACUAUCAACUGGCCAGUGGAGCUUUUGGCCAUAUCAAGGAUACAGUACUGUCUGCACUGAGCAGGGAGCCAACCAUGGACAUCGCCCCAGAGACUGUCGGCACCCUGAGCCUCAUCAUGCUGGCCCAGGCCCAGGAGGUCUUCUUCCUCAAAGCCACCUCAGAUAAAAUGAAAGAUGCCAUCAUUGCAAAGUUGGCUAAUCAGGCAGCAGAUUUCUUUGGCGACGCCUUUAAGCAGUGCCAGUUCAAAGACAAUCUGCCGAAGUAUUUUUAUUUUCAGGAAGUGCUGCCGGUGCUGGCGGCUAAGCAUUGCAUCAUGCAGGCCAAUGCUGAACUGCACCAGAGUGUCCUGGCCAAGCAGAAGAAACGCUUUGGAGAGGAGAUUGCCCGUCUGCAGCAUGCAGCUGAGCUGGUGAAGACUGUGGCAUCUCGUUACGAUGAGUAUAUUAGCGUUAAGGACUUGAGUGACAAGAUUAACAGAGCCCUCACAGCAGCCAAAAAGGACAAUGAUUUUAUCUACCAUGACCGCGUUCCUGAGAUUAAAGAUCUGGAGCAUAUAGGCAAGGCAGCGCUGGUGAAAGCCACAGCCAUCACACCUCCACUCAGUCAGAAAUUCACAGACCUGUUUGAAAAAAUGGUUCCUAUGUUAGUGCAACAGUCCAUGAGCAUUUAUAACCAGAGGAAGGCAGAAACUGUGAAUAGACUGGUGGGAUCUAUGAGGGAGGCAACUAAUCUCUGCAACGGGGUGUUGGCGUCUCUCAACCUGCCUGCUGCCCUUGAGGAUCUGUCAGGAGACUCCAUUCCACAGUCCAUCGCUGAGAAGGCCAGAUCCAUUGUAGAGCUAGGAGGACUUCAGAGCAUUGAGCAGUUAAUCAAAGAUCUGCCUGAGCUGCUCACACGUAACAGAGAGAUCCUGGAUGAGUCUCUGAAGAUGCUGGAUGAUGAAGAGUCAACAGACAAUGAGCUGAGGAACAAGUUCAAUCAGCGCUGGAAUAGAACUCCAUCUGGAGACCUGUACAAACCUCUUCGUGCAGAGGGUGCUAAUUUCCGCAGCAAGUUGGACAUGGCAGUGCAGGCAGACCAAGUGGUGCGGGACCGUUACAACACUCACUGUGACAUGAUCGCCCUGCUGUGCAAACCAGAGAAUGAGCUUAAUGCUGCCAUCCCCUCUGCCAACCCAACCAAGACGUUGCAGGGCAGCGAGGUUGUGAAUGUGCUGCGCUCCCAGCUGGCCCAGUUGGAGGAGGUGAAGAAGGACAGGGAGGGCCUGGAAUCAGAGGUCAAGGCUGUGACUUUUGACAUGUCUACAGCCUUCCUAACUGCACUCUCAAAGGAUGGAGCCAUCAACGAGGAGCAAAUGUCUAUGUCUCAGCUGGAUCAGCUAUACAGUGGCUACAACCAGCGUGUACAGGCCAGUCUUCAUAAACAGGAAGAGCUGCUGGGACAAGUUCAGACAUCCCAUCAGGAAUUCAGUGCUCUGAAGCAGUCCAAUGCAGAGGCCAAUCAAAGGGAGGAGGUCCUAAAGAAGCUGGCUUCAGCCUAUGACAGCUAUGUUGAGAUCAGCAGCAACCUGCGCGAAGGCACUAAGUUUUACAACGAUCUGACAGAAAUCCUGCUCAAGUUCCAGAACAAAUGCAGCGACAUCGUUUUUGCUCGCAAGACUGAGCGGGAUGAACUACUUAAGGAACUGCAGCAGAGCAUCGCGCGAGAACCCAGUGCACCAUCCGUCAACGUUCCUGCUUAUCAGACUAACAUCGCCGGUCCAACCCCUGCACCGAGAACCGUCUUUGUCCAGCAACCACAGUCGACACCCUCCCCCAAGCCCCUGCCCCCAUCCAGGCCUCCUCCACCCAGCUUCCCUGCCCAGGCAGCCUCCACCGCUCCCACCAAUGCACCACCUGUAGCCCCUCCCACCACCAACCAACCACCUGCAGUCCCUCCCACCCAGGCCCAAGGACCACCUUAUCCCACCUAUCAGGGCUACCCAGGGUACUAUCAGAUGCCUAUGGGAUACAACCCCUAUCCAUACGGUCAAUACUACAUGCCUGCAUACCAAGCCACCCCAGGACAACCAGGCUACCCAGGCGCUCCUGCGGCUGGACAGCCGGCAUACCCCGGUUACCCCCAGCAACCACCCCAGCAGCCUUACUACCCUCAGCAAUAACUGCACCCCCCCCCCCCCCCAAAAAAAAAUCCUUUUUAUGUUAACACCAAAUCCAGAACACUUUAUAGCCCCAGCAAUAACACUUUCUCUCCAUCAAUAACUCACUACAUCCACUUUCAUUUCAACAAUUGCAUGCCUGACCUGCACUUCUUACUUUUUGCCUCCCUUAUUUUGAGAGUUCUUAUUUCCAUCUCCCCCCCCCCCUUCAUCCAAGAUCAUGUUAUCUGGGUUGUACUUUUUCUUUCUUUAAUCUUUCUUCAUCACCUUUGACAACAUUCACUAACCUCUGCUUGCCUCUGCUCCUUUCUUUGUGUUUUUUUUUUGUUUUUUUUGUCAUUUUCUAAAGAGGUUGUUAAAUGUUUAAUUUAAGUCCCACCUGGAUUCCAUUGGCAUCGUACUUGGUCUGAACUGUACUGCUGUAAAACACUUGAGGAGCUGUGCAGGAUUUCACGUCUUGGAGGGGGUGUGGCCUAAAGGCCCAUGCUUGUCAUCGUGAAUGGGUGUGAUUGAGCGGGGUCGUGGUCAUACUACUCGCGUCACAUCCUCACUCCCCGCGACCCUGACUUCUUCGAUAUUCACGAUAUUCCUAUUUUUGUAAUGAAUACUGAAGCCUUGCUGAUGUAUAAACAUCUAAAUAAUAGUAAUAACAAAAAGUCUGUAGGUGAAGACUGUGGAGAGUUGUUCUUUCUUCUGACUCUUACGCAGGGAAUGCUGGUAUAUGUGUUACAAUCAGAUUGUAAACGAGGGAGAAAUGGCUCUAUUAUAUAAAUAUAUGUAUGAUAUGAGACUGUCGUUAAGUCACUCUGUACUGCACUUUCAUUCUUUUUUUUAUUCCUCAGCUCUAAUGUGAUUAAAAGGAACAGCAACCAGAAAA
Messenger RNA from Thalassophryne amazonica, 3580 nucleotides. RefSeq names its product programmed cell death 6 interacting protein (gene pdcd6ip). Lineage: Eukaryota; Metazoa; Chordata; Actinopteri; Batrachoidiformes; Batrachoididae. The record is from RefSeq and is a predicted model, not a curated record. Gene Ontology annotation, biological process: mitotic cytokinesis. Gene Ontology annotation, cellular component: endosome. The transcript has 18 exons. Gene Ontology annotation, molecular function: protein binding. The coding region runs from base 94 to 2706 and encodes 870 amino acids.